Messenger RNA from Daldinia caldariorum, 2892 nucleotides. Its product is annotated as WD40 repeat-like protein. Gene Ontology annotation, molecular function: protein binding. Bases 467 to 2650 code for a protein of 727 amino acids. Gene Ontology annotation, biological process: DNA replication-dependent chromatin assembly; nucleosome assembly. The transcript is spliced from 3 exons. The record is from RefSeq and is a predicted model, not a curated record. NCBI's taxonomy places the organism in Eukaryota, Fungi, Ascomycota, Sordariomycetes, Xylariales, Hypoxylaceae. Gene Ontology annotation, cellular component: CAF-1 complex; nucleus.
GCCACUAAUGUCACUAAUGUCACUAAUGUCCCUCGCUGCAACAGUAUACGUACAGCUGUGAAGUUCAACCUCACCUUUAGCCAAUGCUCGAACCUUCGCAUUUCAAAAACGCCAAUCAUUCACAACUUCGAUCCAUCCACUCCAUCAAUCCACUUUGCCUACCCACGCGUUGCGAAGCCUUAUUACUUUUCUUUAGAUUCAAUCUAGGCAUUACCCUCAAAGGCGACCACUUUGAAUCUGUUAAUACAGGUCAAGUAUUUACCUACCUCAAUUAAUUAAUAUCAAUCAUCAUUUCUUUCUCUGUCGCCCUGCAAUCUCCAAUCUCCAAUCUCCAAGAUCAAUUCGAAGCAGCCUUGUCGUCUCCCUUACAGCUUACAGUUGGAAUUACACCUCGAGCAUUCUGUGAGCAUUUCGCAUCGCGGUCGAAUACGUUAUAUAAUCUCAUGUCCCGAAUGGAACCGUCACCAUGAGGUCAACUCCUUUGAUCAUCAAUUGGCACGAUAAAAAUGCCCCAAUCUAUUCCGCCCACUUCGAAUCUCAACAUGGCAAGGGAAGGCUAGCUACAGGAGGAGGAGAUAAUAACGUGCGUAUCUGGAAAGUUGAUGGUGAGGGUGAAGAACGUAGGGUCGAGUAUCUCUCAACUCUCGCCAAGCAUACCCAAGCUGUCAAUGUCGUCCGCUGGGCACCCAAAGGCGAGACUCUCGCUUCUGCUGGAGAUGACGGCAACGUGAUCCUAUGGGUUCCUAGCGAAAGCCACAACCCAGCUACAUUUGGAAACGAGGGCCUCGAAGACAAAGAAACAUGGCGUACCAAGCAUAUGUUCCGACCAACCGGUUCGGAAAUAUAUGACCUAGCCUGGUCUCCCGAUGCUACCUAUUUUAUUAUUGGGAGCAUGGACAAUGUCGCUCGAAUUUAUAACGCCGGUACAGGUGUUCUCAUACGACAGAUCGCUGAACAUAGUCACUACGUGCAAGGUGUCGCAUGGGAUCCCCUUAAUGAAUAUAUCGCAACCCAGUCAUCAGACCGAUCCGUCCACAUCUAUUCCCUCAAGACUAAGGAUGGACAAUACGCGCUUACCAGCCACGACGAAAAGACGCCCAAGGUUGCUAGUCACGCCAAAGCAGAUCUACCUCCAAGCAGACGUAUCUCAUCCAACAGCCCUGCACCAUCAGAUAUUGGCUACCGAAGUCAGCUUGCAGCUGCAAUUGACACACCUAGCGCUUCCAUAGGGUCGCCAGUGCUAUCUGCACCGGGAACGCCUCAGUCUGUUCCCUUACCAAUGAAUCCCCCGAGUGUGGUUAGCCACAGUAGGCGCUCUUCAUUUUCAUCCCGAAGAUCCGCAUCCCCAGCACCGUCACUGCCUCUACCUGCAGUGAUGCCCAUCGAGCCAUCUCCAAAACUUAACCAUAGUCUUAGCAUAGGGGUCAAGAAUGCAAGUCUCUAUGCCAGUGAAACUCUUACGUCUUUCUUUAGACGCCUAGCAUUCACUCCGGAUGGCAGCCUGCUUCUGACCCCCGCUGGCCAGUUCCAAAUGCAACAUUCAGCAGACGGUCUUAAACCUUCAUAUGAAGUCAUCAACACCGUCUACAUCUACACCCGAGGCGGCAUAAACAAGCCACCUAUUGCUCAUCUUCCAGGCCUGAAGAAGCCUUCAGUAGCCGUCAAGUGUUCACCUAUAAUAUAUACGCUUCGACAAUCUCCGCCAGUUACGAAACACAUAACUAUUGAUACUUCUUCGGCAGAAGAUCCUAUUCCUGCUCUCCCCGAGCCUAUCUCCAAACCGUUACCUGCCGUAAUGGAUCCCCCACCUCCACCCCCAACGUCUUCGGCGCCAGAUCCCGAAAAAGAAAGAUUGUCUACACCGUCUAGGCAUCUAAAUCUAGAAACCGGCCCGAUUACUCCUGGGCCUAAGCCAACCUUUGCGCUACCGUACCGCAUGGUGUACGCCGUAGCAACCCAAGACUCCGUUCUCCUCUAUGAUACCCAACAGACUACACCAAUCUGCGUUGUUAGCAAUUUGCAUCUUGCUACAUUUACUGAUCUUACAUGGUCGAGUGACGGUUCAACGCUACUCAUAUCUUCAUCCGAUGGUUUCUGUUCGACGCUAUCAUUUACACCUGGUGAGCUAGGUCAGGAGUACAAGGGUGACCUUAUGGGCCCAAAGAUUGCUGCGGCUGCAACUACCGCAGCUACGGCCACCGCUGCUAGCACAGGCCCUCCUUCAAAUCAGCCUACACCGUUGCCUACACCAACAUCCGUCUUUGCGCCACCAUCACCCUUCCCUAGCCACCAGCAUCGUAACUCAGCUACUUCUUUUGCAGCUCCAUCUCCUCCCGCUACAACAUCAUUUGUGAGCGCACGGCCUUCAUCGCCUGCUCGAUCAAACUCUACAUCCUCAAUCGCAACCCAAAUCUCCGUUAUGAAUAACCCACCUCUCAUCGGUGGAAGUAUACCCAGCAUCGCCGCCACCAAUUCCGCCAAGGUAACAGGGGUUCCAAUCGCGACUCCUCCUGAAACACCUGGAAACGGUGGUAAUAUUGCUGCUGGUGUCAAGCGAGAAGCCAGCGAAAACGAAAAGGACGAGUCGUCGGGCGGUCAACCCAAAAAGCGAAGAAUUGCCCCAACUCCGGUAACAGAGCCUAAGAUCUAAAGAGCAAUUAUAAUUUGCGGGUAAUGGGACUAAUGUAACAACGUCUGUCAAUACUCUACCAGGUCUAUCGACAGACUAAUCGUUGGAGUUGAGGGAAAUUUGGGCUGAGACAUAUAUGCUAUGUUUCUUUUGGGGGUUUGUUUGCUGGUUAGGAAAAAAAGAGACGCUACUUGGUCAUCAUUGAUACGCCCCUUUCGCUGUAGCGAAUCCUUUUUUUUUUUUUUUUUUUUUUUUUUUUUUUU